This is a messenger RNA of Desarmillaria tabescens, 1554 nucleotides long. RefSeq lists its product as uncharacterized. Gene Ontology annotation, molecular function: DNA-directed DNA polymerase activity; DNA binding. The coding region runs from base 6 to 1415 and encodes 469 amino acids. The record is from RefSeq and is a predicted model, not a curated record. Gene Ontology annotation, biological process: double-strand break repair via nonhomologous end joining. Lineage: Eukaryota; Fungi; Basidiomycota; Agaricomycetes; Agaricales; Physalacriaceae. The transcript is spliced from 8 exons.
CGUCCAUGCUUUCACGGUCACCAUAUUUUUUCCGUCUUCGACCACCACUACUGCCGCUAUUUCUUCGACAUAACUCUACUCAAGGACACAAUGAUGCUAUCAUCAAAAUGCUCAUCGAGAACAGAGAAAAGGAACGAAGGAAUCCUGCAACCGAUGACCAGAAACUACGCGCUUUUGACAAGGCUAUCGCAGUCCUGAAGUCAAUAGACUUCCCAAUAAGAUCUGAAUCAGAUGCUCUCAAGUUAAUGCAUUUGGGUGAUCGCAGUGAGCGAGCGAAGGAAGAAUCUGUGGAUAAAGAAGCUUCAACCAAGGAAGUGGACGAGCCCACUCCCGUCGCACAAAGCGAUUCUGCACGGGUUAAUGAAGUUCGCGAAGGUACUAAGAGGGUCGUGUUGAACGAACUUCAGCAAGUUCCUGGCCUAGGUCCUUACACGGCCAGAAAAUUAUGUGACGCAGGCUGUACCUCUGCCAGCGAACUCCACCGUGCGAAAUUCCAACAAUUACUCACUGCACGCCAGAGAAUCCUAGUCGCAUACUACACCCACCUUCGCCAGCCUGUCCAUCGCAAAGAGAUAGAAACUAUCAAUGACUUUAUCCGAACGCAAUUACCCUCCGAUUUUCAAACAGAGCUCGCUGGGAGCUACCGUCGUAAUUUCCCUUUCUCUUCCGAAAUUGACCUCAUUCUCCUCCAUCCAAGUUUUGACAUUGCACCCCAACCCCCACCACCCCCAGAGAAAGCACUACAGUUUCCACGAAAAGGACGAGCAGAGAAGGUGUACGGAAGAUAUGCACAAAAACAAUUCGGAUCUAAAUCACCUCUUCUUACUACUGUCAUCCCCACUUUGAAAGUCCAAGGAUUGAUAGCAAAAGAGGUCAAGAUGAGCGGGGGUGACAAAUGGGAUGGGAUAGUCAGAGUUCCUGAGUUCAGUGCGGAUGGACAACCAGAGUCCCUCGAGUCGAGAGUCAAUGCUAUAAAGCGGAAGGAGGGGAGAUAUAGGCGUUUAACCAUCAAUCUUGUCCCUUGGGAAUGUCGAGGUCCAGCUCUGCUCGCACUGACAGGCGACAUGGAAUUCGUGCGACAAGUACAUGAUAGAGCCGACAAGUUGGGACUGUUCCUCGAUGGGAACGGUCUAUGGCGAUGGCACGAAAAUGAAGACUUUGAUGGCUUUACACCUACCAAACGCCGUAGAGGACGUCCUCCGAAAGAUGCAAAGACCAACGACGAUGAAUUGCGGGGUAAAUGGGAGCUCAUCACUCGGGGUUCAGAGAAGGAUAUCCUUGCAGAGCUGGGGAUGGCUUAUGUGGAGCCGUCUAAACGGAAUUAUUCCUAUCUGCUUAGCAAGGUCACCAAUGGUCGGUUACCGAAGUUGUAUGGAAGUGUUGUCCGCAAAAAGUGGAUGGAUGGCCAGCGGUAAAGCUCUGGCUCCUCCCGGUGAGAAGUCGCAUUGUAUCUUGAUACCAUCAUUGAGGUGUAUAGUAGAACGUACUUAAUAAUAUCCAAGUAAUCAAGUAAUCGCCUUAUGCUUCGGACUAUAAGGUCGAACGACGCGCGAU